AUGGCAGAAGAGGCAAAGGGAGUGAAAGAAGAAGGUGCCAUUGGCAUCAAGGAUCCUGGGGAAGACAAGAAGUCAAGCCAAGACAGUGCAGAACUCCAAGAAGUCUGUAUUGGCCAAGUUCCUGACUGAGGCUCACUAACAACAUUCGGCAAGUUGUGCCUCAAUGGCAUGUCCAGAAUAACCUUAACGGCUCAACAUGGAUCUGAUCAGCACCAAGUCCUUGUCUGUACCAAGCUGUUGGAGCCAUUCUAAGUUCAGGUGGGCUCUCUGUACAUUGUUGAUGGGGACCUUGACAGACGUUUUAUUGUGAAAGCCCAGGUGCUGACUUGCCUGGAAGGAAUUGAUAUACUCUUAUUAGAAAAAGGCAUCCAGAAGCAAAGAAUGUACCAGCAACACAGGGACAGCAGCCAGUAG
Trichechus manatus latirostris (Florida manatee) is the source of this 414-nucleotide messenger RNA. RefSeq names its product TEN1 subunit of CST complex (gene TEN1). Gene Ontology annotation, molecular function: single-stranded DNA binding; telomeric repeat DNA binding; telomerase inhibitor activity. Gene Ontology annotation, cellular component: CST complex. NCBI's taxonomy places the organism in Eukaryota, Metazoa, Chordata, Mammalia, Sirenia, Trichechidae. The record is from RefSeq and is a predicted model, not a curated record. Gene Ontology annotation, biological process: negative regulation of telomere maintenance via telomerase.